Molecule: messenger RNA, 630 nt
Organism: Gigantopelta aegis
Lineage: Eukaryota; Metazoa; Mollusca; Gastropoda; Neomphalida; Peltospiridae
Product: cathepsin L-like
Exons: 5
Coding region: 1-630 (209 amino acids)
Cellular component (GO): lysosome
Molecular function (GO): cysteine-type endopeptidase activity
Source: RefSeq, a predicted model, not a curated record
AUGACCUUGAACUUGACCGCGACCGUGACACUCAUCAACGUUGGCAUGCUGCUGACGUUUGUCCUGUUGCUGGUUGGAUCCGUACUGGGGGAGAAACACGGAGUGCGGAAACCGGACUGGGACGAGUACAAGGAUGGCAAUAUGGCGGAAAAACGUAGAAAUAUUGAAAAGCUCAACAAUGAAGCUUCAGUAACUGGAUUAACUUAUACAUUGGAAGUAAACAGAUUCGCCGAUAUGAUGCAAGAGGAACUAAACACGAUGUACGGUUACUACGUGCCCGAGGAAGAAACAAGACGGCACAGUGAUGUAUACGUUGCCUCAAAGAAUUCAAAAUUUCCACACGAAGUUGAUUGGAGGGACAAAGGAGCCGUUACGGAAGUAGCCAAUCAGGGCAUGUGCGGGUCGUGCUGGGCGUUCGCUGCCAAUGGCGCCCUAGAAGGUCGGCGUUUCUUGAAGAUUGGAAAGUUAGUCACCUUGUCCGCGCAGAACCUUAUUGACUGUUCCACCAAAGAAGCUACUGUCGAUUUGCUGGGGGAGGUACGCGUUGUCUCAGCUGUCGAUCAAGAUGAUCCCAGAGAUGCUCUGUGGGAUUCAUGUCUGGAGAACAUGAUGGCCAAGGCAAUACGUUGA